Armigeres subalbatus is the source of this 1923-nucleotide messenger RNA. RefSeq names its product phosphoacetylglucosamine mutase (gene nst). NCBI's taxonomy places the organism in Eukaryota, Metazoa, Arthropoda, Insecta, Diptera, Culicidae. The record is from RefSeq and is a predicted model, not a curated record. Gene Ontology annotation, molecular function: magnesium ion binding; phosphoacetylglucosamine mutase activity. Bases 120 to 1769 code for a protein of 549 amino acids. Gene Ontology annotation, biological process: carbohydrate metabolic process; UDP-N-acetylglucosamine biosynthetic process. The transcript is spliced from 5 exons.
UUGAAAUCUGCUGACGUUGGUGGUGGUUGGGUUGCAUAUUCUCUUGCUUGAUGGGUCAGUGAGUUGGUUAGUCCGUGCUGUUUGAUUAGCCUCUGAAAGCUACGAGUACCGGAAGUAGAAUGACGUUCAAUUUACGCCAAGUGUAUGCAUUUGCUCGGGAGUACCAUCAGAAGCGGGAGGCCCAGAAGGAUGUGCAGUACGGAACGGCUGGAUUUAGAUCGCACGCUGAUCAUCUAGACUAUGUGAUGUACCGAAUGGGACUGCUGGCAGUAUUGCGAUCGCGUGCCAAAGCAGGGCAGGUGAUCGGCGUUAUGAUAACGGCGUCGCAUAAUCCAGAACAGGAUAACGGUGUCAAACUGAUUGACCCGAUGGGAGAAAUGUUAGAACAGCGUUGGGAAAAGCUGGCAACCGAUUUGGUGAACGUGAGCGAUGCCAACUUGGAAGAGCAGGUGGCCAAGAUUUGCGCUGACGAGGGAAUCGAUAACAACAACCCGGCCAAAGUUUACGUCGGUAUGGAUACGCGAUACCACAGCCCACAGUUGGCCAAAGCUGUGCUGAACGGGGUGGCUGCUAUGAAGGGAAGUGUCAGAGAUUUCGGCAUCGUAACGACGCCAAUGUUGCAUUACUUUGUCACUUGCUCAAAUACGGAUAUGGCAUACGGGCUGCCUACUGAAGAGGGAUAUAUGAAUAAGUUGCUCACCGCUUUCAAGAACAUUAGAGGAACCUCUUUUGAAACAGGAAACUACGUUAAUAAGGUAUAUUAUGAUGGUGCUAAUGGAGUUGGAUCGUUAAAAAUGCUGGGGUUCAUCAAGAAAUUUGACGGAUAUCUGGACGUGAAGGUGUUCAACAGUAAUGGAAAAAUAAACUUUAAUUGUGGCGCUGAUUAUGUAAAAACGAAUCAGAGGGCUCCGGAAGGUAUGCCUGACUUGGCGCCGAAUUCACGUUGUGUUUCGGUCGAUGGCGAUGCAGAUCGUGUAGUUUAUUACUUUACCGAUGAGGGAGGAGUUUUUCAUUUGUUGGAUGGUGAUAGGAUCGCAACUUUAAUCGCUGGAUACCUGAAAGACUUAGUUGAAAAGUGUGGCGUUGAAAUUGAAAUGGGCCUGGUUCAAACUGCAUACGCCAAUGGUGCAUCUACCGACUACAUCGUGAAUCAGUUGAAAGUUCCGGUUGCAUGCGUUCCAACCGGUGUCAAACACCUGCAUCACAAGGCUCUAGAUUACGACAUUGGCGUUUAUUUUGAGGCAAACGGACAUGGGACCAUCAUUUAUAGUACGAAGGCGAAGCAUAAGAUUCGGGCUGUCGCUGAGGAUGCUUCCCUCAAUCAAGAGAAACGGAACGCGGCAAAGUUGUUGCUCCGAACAAUUGAUCUCACCAACGAAACAGUCGGCGAUGCAAUUUCGGAUAUGCUGCUUGUAGAAACGGUUCUUCACUCCAAGGGAUGGAGUCUGACAGAUUGGCUUGCCACCUAUACCGAUCUGCCGAAUGUGUUGAUGAAAAUCAAGGUGGAAGAUCGAAACGUCAUAACAACAACGGAUGCCGAAAGAAUUUGUGUAACUCCAGUAGGGGUCCAAGAUGAUAUCAAUGGAAUCGUUGCUAAGUAUAAGAAAGGCAGAUCGUUUGUGCGUCCCUCGGGGACGGAAGAUGUCGUCCGAGUGUAUGCCGAAGCGGAUACCAAGGAUAACACGCUACAGUUGGCCUUAGAAGUGGCAAAUGUUGUGUACGAUAAAGCAGGAGGUGUUGGACCACGGCCAGAAAUGCCUAAGAUUUAGGAUUUCAAAAGACUAAACACCUAUUAUAGCUAUCAACACUGCCAUUGCAGACAGAUUUUGAAAAAAAAGUUAAUUUAACGAAUCAUGCAUUGAGAUUAUUUCAUAAGUUUUUUUACACAGCUGUUUUACACAAAUAAAAUGUAUUAUUUACCUA